AUGGAGGCCGAGGCAGGCGGCCUGGAGGAGCUGACGGACGAGGAGAUGGCGGCGCUGGGCAAGGAAGAGCUAGUGCGGCGCCUGCGGCGGGAGGAGGCGGCGCGCCUGGCGGCACUGGUGCAGCGCGGCCGCCUCAUGCAGGAGGUGAAUCGGCAGCUGCAGGGCCACCUGGGCGAGAUCCGCGAGCUCAAGCAGCUCAACCGGCGUCUGCAGGCAGAGAACCGUGAGCUGCGCGACCUCUGCUGCUUCCUGGACUCGGAGCGCCAGCGCGGGCGGCGCGCCGCACGCCAGUGGCAGCUCUUCGGGACCCAAGCAUCCCGGGCCGUGCGCGAGGACCUGGGCGGCUGUUGGCAGAAGCUGGCCGAGCUGGAGGGCCGCCAGGAGGAGCUGCUGCGGGAGAACCUAGCGCUUAAGGAGCUCUGCCUGGCGCUGGGCGAAGAAUGGGGCCCCCGCGGCGGCCCCGGCGGCGCCGGGGGCUCAGGAGCCGGGCCAGCACCCGAGCUUGCCUUGCCCCCGUGCGGGCCCCGCGACCUAGGCGAUGGAAGCUCCAGCACUGGCAGCGUGGGCAGUCCGGAUCAGUUGCCCCUGGCCUGUUCCCCCGAUGAUUGAAGGCACUGCUUCCUCCACGCCGACGCCCGCCCGGAUUGCUCCCCGAGCCCCGGGACUGCUGUGGACCUCGGGACCUGGACGCCGUCCUGGCUGCGCAGGAGGGGCCGCUGGCAUGGACUAAGAAAUCCUGACACCAAGAAGGGCCCCUCGCUCUUGCUGGCAGGGCAGCAGGGGGACUGAAGGCUGGAGCGGAGGGACUUGCUGGGGGUUGGAUUGGGGGUAAUAAACCCGGACGGAAGCGGA
Gorilla gorilla gorilla (western lowland gorilla) is the source of this 852-nucleotide messenger RNA. RefSeq names its product coiled-coil domain containing 85B (gene CCDC85B). Gene Ontology annotation, biological process: negative regulation of DNA-templated transcription. NCBI's taxonomy places the organism in Eukaryota, Metazoa, Chordata, Mammalia, Primates, Hominidae. The record is from RefSeq and is a predicted model, not a curated record. The transcript has a single exon. Bases 1 to 609 code for a protein of 202 amino acids. Gene Ontology annotation, cellular component: nucleus.